Diorhabda carinulata is the source of this 9893-nucleotide messenger RNA. Its product is annotated as atrial natriuretic peptide receptor 2-like. The record is from RefSeq and is a predicted model, not a curated record. Gene Ontology annotation, cellular component: membrane. NCBI's taxonomy places the organism in Eukaryota, Metazoa, Arthropoda, Insecta, Coleoptera, Chrysomelidae. The transcript has 16 exons. Gene Ontology annotation, molecular function: protein kinase activity; guanylate cyclase activity; ATP binding. Gene Ontology annotation, biological process: receptor guanylyl cyclase signaling pathway; protein phosphorylation; cGMP biosynthetic process. Bases 279 to 3704 code for a protein of 1141 amino acids.
AUUACGAAAUUAGAUUAAAAUAACAUAUAUCUGUUCAGGUAGCGCUGAAGUACUCGAUCUAGGUAAUAAAUUUUCUAUGAUAAAUCAAUUAAAAUACUUUGUCUACCCAAUCAUUUAGUGAAAAUAUUAUCUUUUGCGCCGACACACUAUCAGUAAUUGCUAUCAACGGCUAUCAACUUUAGUAGAUUGAAUGUUUUCGUAAAAUGUGUUGCGAUCGGACUGUGAGAAUUUUAUUUCUUGCUUAUGUCGUGACCAAUUGUGCCAUAAUAUAGUCAGUGAUGGUUUAUUUCAUGUUUAUGUUAUUUUUGGCUACAUCUUUUGCGGAUUCAGAUUUUAAUUACGAUAUUUUAAAUCAGAAACCCUGGCCGGUUUCGGAACCGUGCCAGAAAAUUCCUACUCAGUGUGAAGAAUCCGGUGAUAGCGAAGAUGACUAUUGUUCAAUAUAUAAUGAAACCUCUAAUCAAUGGGAGGUGCACGUUGCUGUGGUAUUGCCGAAUUCCAGUAAUUAUAUUGCCAACACAGAAAUGGCAAUAAACAUCCUACAUCAAGUGGAAAAGGAUGUUAAGAAUCUUGGCAUCUUGCCAAAUGAAUUCAACGUUCAUUAUUAUCCACACGAUGAUGGAUGUAACCAAGGUAAAGCUUCAGGAGUAAUUGUGCAAGCUUUACAACAACAAAAAUGUUUCCAUCUCAUCAUUGGUCCAACAUGUGAUUAUUCAGUAGCAACUGUUGCACGGAUGGCACAAUAUAUAAAAAUUCCUACAUUAACACCUACAGGAUUGAGUUUUGAUUUCACAGACAAAAAAACAGAAUUUGGUGACGAAGUUUAUUUUUUAAUUAAUCCAGGGAAAGCUGAUUUCCGAGCGUUCACAGAAUUUUAUCACCUUAUACAUGAUAGAUAUAAGUGGACAAAAUUAGUUUUCAUGUACCAAAAAAAUGACCAGCAGGAAGUGAGUGGAUCAAAGGCUUGUUAUCUUUGCAUGACUAAUUUAAUGAAUGAAUUGAAAAGUAGCAAAGCAGAUUACGUAGAUGGAGAUCUUGACAAUUUAGGACAGAAUUAUACAGAAUUCUUAACAAACAAAGUGGGAGUAGAUUAUGGAAUUAUAAUAACUUGUGGAUCUCAUAAUAAUGUCAGAGAUAUGAUAAUAGCAGCAGCCAAAUUAAAUAUGAUGAGUAGAGGAGAAUAUACUUUCUUCAAUAUAGAACUAUAUAAUAAUGCUGAUGAACCAUCAAAACCAUGGUAUAAAGAAGGAGAUACUGAGGAAAAUAAUGAAUUCGCUCGUAUAGGUUACCAAUCCGUCUAUAGUUUUUUGCCUCUAGCAGAAACUGAUUUUGAAUUAGUGAAAAAAACGGGAAGAGGAAGAAUUUGGCUUGACGGUAUUUACGAUGGAAUGAUGAUGUAUUUUCAAGCUCUCUCUAAUUAUACUGAUAAUUUCCCCCUCAUUUCCACUGAUCCAAACGUCAAUAUUGUAGGAUGCAAAAUGCUGGAUAAAAUGAUGGGAAAAUCAUUUUUAGGAAGAAAUGGAAAAAUGUUUCAAAUGAAUUGUAAUGGUGUCAGAACACGUGAGGUUGCUCUGGUUCAUAUGAAUUCCUCUGGAGGCUAUGAAAUUGUAGGACUAUAUAACACAUCAUAUAAAUUAAUAACAACUUGGACUGUGGAUGAGACUUUUAAGCAAAUAUUUGAUACCCCAAAAUGUGGAUUUGAUUUAUCAAAAUGUCCUACAUUCGAUGUUGUCAAAAUAUUGGUAGUAACGUUAGUUGUGGUAAUCAUAUUGGGGUUAUUGGUAGUUGCACUAAUUUUUUAUAGACAAAUCAAAUUAAGACGUGAAAUUGAAGCUAAAGCUUGGAAAGUUAAGCAUAGUGACAUAGUAUUUACUCCAAGUAAAUCGCGGGCUAGCAUCUACUCGUCGACUUCUCUAAAGGCAGAUCUUGAUGGCUUCAGUUUAGCAGGCGACAGACAGACAUAUGCGAUCGUAGGAUUUUACAAAGGAAACCGCGUAGCGGUGAAAUAUCUUCAAGAACAAAAGAUUGAAUUGACUCAUCAAAAUCUUUAUGAACUCAAAGUGAUGAAGGACUUGGCUCAUGAUAACUUAGUAAAGUUUUACGGUGCGUGUUUGGACAUACCGAAUUGUCUAUUAACUGAAUAUUGCUCUAGAGGCAGUUUGCAGGACACUUUAGAAAAUGAGAACUAUAAACUAGACUGGACGUUUAGAAUCUCUCUAAUAAUGGACUUGGUUAGGGGUAUGCAUUAUUUGCACCGAAGUCCUAUUAAAUGUCAUGGGGCGUUAAAGUCCACGAAUUGUUUAGUUGACAGCAGAUUUGUGUUGAAAAUUGCGGAUUUUGCAUCACCAUUUUUGAGACCUUAUACAAAUGAGGAUAAUUUCAAUGUGGAUGCCCACUCAUAUUGGCAAAGACAACUAUGGACAGCUCCAGAGCUUUUGAGAGAAGGUACGACUUCUUUCAGAGGAACGCAAAAAGCAGAUGUUUACUCUUUUGGAAUCAUUCUUCAUGAGAUCAUUAUGAGGAAAGGUGUGUUCUAUCUAGGCUACGAUAUUGAUGCAAAACAAAUAUUGGAAACCGUGAAAAAAGGUCCGGAGGCUAAUAACGGAGAACCGUUAAGACCAGUUCUAGGUCCAGGAGCUUUAUGCGAAGAAGAUGAAGUGGAACAGCUCAUGCGAAAAUGUUGGGCGGAAGAUUCUAUUGAUCGUCCAGAUUUUGCUACACUUAAAAAUAAGCUACAUCAACUCAACAAACAGGAAAACGGAAAUUUGCUGGACAAUCUCUUAGCGCGUAUGGAGCAGUACGCUAAUAAUCUUGAAACGCUCGUAGAUGAAAGAACAAAUGAUUACUUAGAAGAAAAGAAGAAAUGCGAGCAAGUUCUUUAUCAGCUAUUGCCAAAAAGUGUCGCCGAGCAACUUAUUAGAGGUGAACCUGUUAACGCAGAGUACUUCGAUUCCGUCACUAUAUAUUUCAGUGAUAUUGUGGGAUUUACCCAACUUUCUGCAAGCAGCACCCCUCUUCAAGUCGUUAAUUUGCUCAAUGAUCUAUAUACUUGCUUUGACUCAAUCGUUGGAGGAUUUGAUGUUUACAAGGUGGAAACAAUUGGAGAUGCUUACAUGGUUGUGUCUGGCUUGCCAAAAAGAAACGGCAAUUGUCAUGCCAGAGAAAUUGCACGAAUGUCCCUGGCUUUGUUAAACGAUGUUAGGAAAUUCCAAAUACGUCAUAUCCCUAAUGAACCAUUGAGACUAAGGAUUGGAAUUCAUACAGGACCUUGUGUGGCAGGUGUUGUUGGAUUGAAAAUGCCGCGUUAUUGUCUUUUUGGUGACACUGUGAAUACAGCAUCCCGAAUGGAAUCCAAUGGGGAGUCUCUUAAGAUACAUUGUAGCCAAGUCACUAAGGAUAUUCUGGACACAUUUGGAACUUUUGAAUUGGAAUGCAGAGGUCCUAUCGAUAUAAAGGGUAAAGGUAUAAUGACGACAUAUUGGCUGAAAAGAGAACGUAUUCCAAAAGUAACAACUCAUCCUGGGCCGGCUAUGGAAAAUAAAUCUACAAAAAUUCCUUCAACGCCCCUUCCUCCUAACGUCAGAAGAGAAAUGGCUAACAAAAUCACAUACGUGUCAAAUUCUCGAAUACCAGAGAACUCUGAUGAUGCUGGGGUACCUCUACUAGCAGUUACCACUUCUAGUGACACCGACUCCCAUGCUUAAACCUUAUCUAACCCCAAUCAGUGGUAAUCGUUAUCGACAUAAAAUGUAAGAGGUAAGCUAUGUUAUGAUACCUGUGAAUUAAAUGGCCGUAAAUAUUUUAAAUCGAUAUGGUUACGUUCGGUUCGGAAGAUUUAACAAGAUUUGGUAUAGCAUCUAUUUUAUUUUUAUUUUUAUUUUGUAUUUGUAUAUAUACAUGUCUUGAUCUCCUUACCUCAUUAAACAAUUAUAUGAUCAUGCACAGAUAUGACAAUUUCAUUUAAAAGUUGUUUUAUUGGGAUUAAAUACAAUAGUAUUUAAAAGUUUAUCAUUAUUUUAAUGUUGUUUUUUUAGAAAAGUUCCAAUAUUUGCUGCAACAUAGGUUAAUUUCCUGACUAUUGAUUAUUAAAUGACAAACGGAAUAUGUCGGCAAUUAUUCUCGAAUUUCUUUUGUAUUUUAAAUUUGUUUUUCGAUAAAUUUAUAUGGGACAAUAUUAAAUCCAACAGUAUUCAAAUGUAAUUUCAGCAAAAUAUUGAAGUUACACUAAGCGAAAUGCGUAAACACGUGUAGCUAUAGGCUAUGGGACGACCUAGAUAUGAAAACCCAACAUAUAUAAGUACAAAAAUCAUAAUUAGAAUUAAUCUGUGACUAAAUCAUUUAUAAUUAUUGUUGAUACAAAUAAAAAGGUAUAUAAUAUAGGGUGAGCAAAAUUUAUUAGGAUUAAAAAAUGAUUAACCUGUUUUUCAUUGUUUGUAGAAAUUAAUCAAAAUGUGACUCUUCCUUUAAAAAUGGAAUUAUGAUAGUAAUUUGAACCCAACCAUAAAAUAUAAUCGAAAGAAACCAAAAACGCUGAUUGUAACGAGAAAGAAAAUACAACAUUAAUCGAAAUGGAAAAAUCGAAUGUAAACAAAACAAAAAAGUGAAUAUAUAACAUAAAAUAGAAAUAUCCGAUAAUAAUGAAACAAAUGAGUAACAAUUGAAGUAGGGCUUGUAAUUUUAACUAUUCACACACACACUUGUAUCCUCGUGGUAAUUAGAUUAUUUAUAUACCUAUGUAGAUAGUUCUUCUCCCUCUUCAGUACAAUAGUAAUGAAUUAUUAGAAGAAAUGAUCGAUUUUUGGUCCAAGUAUUAAAAAAUAUUGUACACCAAUCGGUGACUUUUCACUCCAUUUGUCCCAGAUAUCGCGUAAUACCUUAAACUUGGACUUGGACGUGUUCAACUAAUAUGCAUCUAUUGCUAUGUUACUAAUGAUUGAUUUGAGAAAAUAUUUUAUAACCAUUCUGUUGGAAGUGUAAAUAUAUAAUUGAUCCAAUUUCAAUUUAAAUUCAAAUACAAAUGAAAAAGGUAUGAAGUCACAGAUAAAAUUCUCUUAUAAAUAUAUGCUGGGCAUACACAGGAAAUAUUGAUAUGUAUUUCAAAAUCAGGGAGAAUAACUUUUUUGUGAAGAAAUAGGAAAGGAUUUUUUGUUAUCGUCUCAUUAAAAUGUACAAAUCCACUGAAUAACCGAACGUGACUAUAUAAUAGCCAUUUUUAGAGGUACUAUGCAGAUUCCAUCAUAUUCUCAUUUAGUUGCCAUCAUUUUGUCACAAAAAUAUUUAAAGUGACUCAUACGUGAUGAGUUUAAUUGUAACUGUACGUUCAGAAUGCAAACAUAUUAAUAUAUCGGAAAUUAACAAAGAGUGAGUCAGGUAUAUUUUUAAAUGAGUUGAGUUGAGAUAAAAAUAUACAUUUUCGUGAUUGAACCAACAAAUUCCUUAAAUAUCCACAAGAACAUGAUAUAGAGAAAUUUAUUAAAAUAAUUAAUACAAAUGUUUUACAGUGAUCCGUCAUAAGAUAAAUAUUAUUAUAUUGUUACAACCUCAAAUUGUCUUUUGUACAGUUCGUCAAUAUAAAUAAUAUAUGCGUAAACACGCAUAUACACACAAAAAAAACAAAUAUUUAUAUUAUUUAUUAGAAACAUCCAUUGAAAUUCAACAGAAGCAUCUUGUAGCUGAAAAAAUGCUAAAAUCCAAAAAUAUUUCUACGAGUACAUUUUGAACUUACAGCUGCAAUUUUUAAUCAGUGGUUAGAGCUCACGCUAUAUUGAUUUCAAUAGUAUUUGUUAUGAAAUGAUUUAUAUUAUACAAGGGAAUGUUUUGUUACUCGCAAGGUCAUCCUAAAUAAAUUGUAUUUAUGAAAGGAAGCCGCUGUCCUUUGAAGGAAGGAAUAUUCGGUACCUCAGUUAAAUCACAUUUUGGGGAUACAAAACAAAUUUGUUCAAAUUACUCUCCAGAGAGAAUAAGAUUAAGAAUAUUCGACACCGAACAAUUUAGUUUAAAAGGAAAGUGUCAUCGUUUUCAAUAAGAGGAAACUAACAAGAUAUAGCCGACUGCCAUUCUUGUUAUUCUAGGUACAAUUCAAAAUAGGAUGCCCUUGUUGUGUGAAUAAAAAUAUCUGAUGAAUUUUGUACUCCAAGAUAUUUUCAAGUAUACAAACUACGCAUAAAGAAGUCUAAAAAAACUUGUCGCGGUUUAUUUUUCACUAAAGAGGUUGAAUAUUUAUUUUAAGAAGAAAUUUACUUAAUACAAACAUAAAAAUAAAAUCGAAUACACUUUAGAAAUAACCUGCAAACCUGCAAAGUGUACAAACGUUAAGCAUUAAAUGGAAAAAAAUAACAAGAAGUGACAUAUAAUUAACUUAUACAUAGGGUAUCUCCAGUCCAAGAUUGAUAGCCAUCGUUUUUAUAACGUACAGAUUUUUUUUCCUGUAGAAUAUUUAUUGCUAAAGUGAAGAUAUAAUAGUAGAUACUGGUAUAACAUAAUUCCUUCAAUUCUAAUCAAAAACAAAAUAUUAACUUGGAAAAAAAAUUGAAAAAGUUCGGCAUGGCCAUCUCUCCCUGACCUUCCGGGGGUAAUGAACAAAGAAAAACUAAUUAGGUAUUCUCAAUGCUAGAGUGUUUUUCUGUUUUUUUGCCCAGUUUUCUACACUUUUGAUAGAAGUUACCGUAGUCGUGCAGUCUUCGUGUAACCACAUGUUAUAGUCUUCUUCAUCCCCGAAGCUCAAAUAUUUUCCAAAAUACUCGGUUCCACCUUCGACUUUUUUUGAAAUUUCCAUUUUUUGUCUCCUCAUUGUCCUUUCUUUGUGGUUUUUAUGUGUUCAGCCUUUAUUCUUUCUCUUGGGUUUUCUCUCUAAAAAUGCGCUUUUAACGAUUCAAAAAAGUUUCGUUUCAAAGGCUGAAGAUAAUGUAUAAUAUAGUGGGCAAGCAUAAUGAUGAUGUCAUCAUAUUCUGCAAACUCCAACAUUUCGACUGAAUUUAUUGAAUGAGAAGCAUGCCCGUCGAGCACUAAUAGAAUUUUUCCUUGAGGUUUUCUAGGUAUGAAAUGUUCACACGUCCUCCGAAGAAAACCGCAAUAUUUUUUGCCAUGAUGGGUCCUGGUAGCAGACCAUCCUCUCUCUCUUUUGUUUUUUUAUUUUUUCACUUCAUUACAACCCCAGGCGGUAAAACGUUACCCCAGCAUUGCAGCAAACUACCAAACUGACUGUGGAUUUUUCGGUGGAUCAUACCGUCGACACAGCUUUGGAACCCUUUCUGGCAAGCACUUACUCUACUGUUGAGUUAGAGACCCAUUUCAUCGAUAUUGAACACGCUUUCGGGUUUAGCAAAUAAAGACUUUUGUGCCAUAGUCGUUUCAAGUAAAUCAAAAUAGUCCCCCACUUCCUUUCAUUCAUAGCCGAUUCUCUAGCUAUAGAGACACCUUCUGAUUUACGAAUACUAAAUUCUGGAUGAAGGCAUGAUAACAAAAUAAGCCAAUCAUAACCCGUUUUUCGAAUUCCAUUAUUAAACUUGUGUUUAAUUCUUAGCUGUUCUGCGAAUUGAUAAGCGUUGGUCCUGAUGUCGCAUCUGGUUAAUGGAGAAAUACCUUUUUGUAUAGACAGAACAUGUCGUGAUAGUCUAUGUUCAUUUAUCUCUUCCAAAGACGUUGCUGGGGCCCAUGCUUCCCUUUUGAGAACCGGUUUUUAUUCUACAAUCUAAGUUUUUACGAGGUAUAUUGAAUUCGAUAGAGGCUUUUGAUGAUUAUCUGUGACCACGUACCACGUGUUCGCACAGGUUUUUUUUAUAUACUUGUUUGGCAUCUGCAAAUAAAAUCAUAUAUUUAUGAGCUUACAGUUCCAAAAAUCCAAUAUUUAUUUAGAGGGAAACUAUGACUAUCUUCUCCCUAAAAAGGGGGGUCAGUUCUUCCGAUUGUCCAGUAGAGAUGGCCAUAGUGAGUUUCAAUCCUUUUGACUUGAAAUUCUGUUCAGUAAAUUUCAAAAAUAAAACAAAAUAGAAUAUUAUGAAAUUAAAUUAAAUUUUGAGAAUACUUCACAUAAAAUAUUUCUCUUAGUGGAAUCACACAAAAUUUGAUUACUCACUUUACCACCACGCGCCAACACCUUCUACUAACAAACGAGGCAGAAAAGUCCGUACCAUGGCUUACUCUCUCCUAUCGCAAUCUAUCCUGAAACUUAGCCUAGAUGUAAACGAAAAAGAAGAAAAUAAAGCGGUAAGCUGUGUCUGAGGAAUAAGAAUACCCAAAUUCAAAACAACAAGAAAAGAUAAUUGGAUUUUUAUAAACCAUUGGUGAUAUUCAUACUGAACACAGUGUUCACACUACCAGUAUACUUUCGAUAACCAUAUUUUGUCUUCAGAGAGUGAAACCUUUCCUUGAAACCGGAAAAUUUCACAAAUAAACUAGGAAAUGGGCUGUAGGGAAGAGGCCGUUUGUCUAUAUUGAAACUGUUAUCAUAUUUAACAAUCUUAAUGCUUUCAAAGGCAUCCAAAAAUUGAUUGCUAGAUAUAUUUCACCACAAUUUUACAUUAUUCAUUUCUAUUUCAUGAUCAUGACUGGCACCGUGCUCCGAAAUAACCUAAUUGUCAGUCGGUCCAGAUUUUGAGCAGGCUACGUGCUCUUUUAGCUAGACAUUAACGGACCCCUUAGUCUGCCUAAAAUACUAAAAGAUUAAAGUACAAGAUUUGGAAAGUGUGGAAUUUAUGAAAUUAACUGUUAUGAUUGUAACAGAAAGUAUGUGAGGCAUCAUGGAAUAAGUAUGUGAGGCAUCAUGAAAUAAAUAUUUUUGGAUUUGUUUAAAAGUAUAGAGAUUGUUAAAUGUAAGAGCAGUUUAAAUAAAGUCAAAGGUUCUAUUCCUUGCAGCCCACUCCAUAGUUUAUAAGUGAAGGAAUAAAUGUGAAAUUUUCACCGACUGGAAUUGUUUUUCAUGGGAGGAAGUUCAUUGGUGGUAAAAUUUAGUAUAAAUGAGCAGGUGAAGUUAAUAGUGCAAUCGGGACUGUUGGUGUAGUGGUAGUAUAAAUAGUUUGUUUAGAAAGAUAGAUAUACAAGAAUUGAAAUAGGAUAUGACAAAGUAAAAACAAUAAGAAUGAAUAAAAUAAUGAGAAAGAUCAAACCAUGAAUGAUGACUUUUAAUUUGGCAUAAAGGAUUUAUUGUUAUUUAUAAAGUUUUGCCAAUACAAGCUAAUUUGUCAAAAAUAUGAUUGUCGUAUUCCAUUUAUUUUUAUGAACUUUAAUAAAAAUAUUAUAAUUAGAAGAAAUGCCCGUAUCUUGUGUUACCAUAUUUCUUGUGUCUAAAAAUUGAUUUUCUUGCGUGUAAUAUUUGUAGUCGUAAUAUUUUUAACAUAACCACAACACGGAUAUUUUUAAUAUACGCAAAUAAUGUAGCUCAAUUUUAAAGCUAAUAUUGAUUAUCUCAAUAAUUAUACGUAGUUUGUCUAAUAUUGAAAAAGGAUUAGUAUCAAAGCAUUUAUGGAAUAUAAACAAACCAAAGACAUGUGUACCGAUCAGAUGAAAAUCGAGCUUAGAUUUUUAUUUUCAGAAAAACUAUUUAGAGUAGAUAAUUUAUUUGAACCCCUAGUCUAUUGACUUGUUAUUCCAAUGUUGACUAAAAAUAAUGAAGCUUAGUAGAUUUAUGUAUAGAUAAAUAUGGAUGUUAAGCCUCACAUACAUGAAACCUUGCGACAGGUGUAGACUUACCAUAAACCAAUUAUAAAAUCAUGCUUUUAUUGACAUCCAAGGACCAAUGGUUAGUUUAUUAAUUUGUUAGGUCUACCCCUUCUAUGGUUUUUUAUUCACGACAAAGAUAUCUAAGAUUGUUUCUAAAUUAUUAUUUUUAAUAUUAGAGAUAUAUUUUUUUCAAUUGUUCAUUUAACUUGGAAUACAUUGAAUAGAUUUAUAGAGCU